GGGCGGAGUGAACACGGAAACACGUCCGCUAACAGAGCCAGUCCUGCUGACCGCUGGGUUUGAGGAGUGAUUAGUAGCUCAGCAGCAGGUUUCGGUCUGCUGAAUGAGCGUUUCAUAAGUUCGUUUUCCAGAACAAAAAGGCCGAGUUGGUGCGGAGAAAUGACGGAUUUAGUUUAAUUAUCCCGAAUAGCAGCACAGCAGCACAGCAGCUAACAGUCCGGCAUCAAUCAGCUCUCAGCGCUGUAAUUUCAGCUGUAGUAGCGCUGCUGUGACAGACGGAGUCUCCGCGACAGGACAGCGCAGCCAGACGCUGCUGGGAUUUCUCAAUCCUGCUCAUUUAUGUGCGCACUUAGAAAAAUCCGCAGGCUUUAAACGGUUAAAUCAGCUGCCUCUCCGGAAUGAACAACGAAAACUUCACCCUUAGCGAAAAGAUUGUGUCCCCCUCGUAUGUUCGUCAGGGUCUGCAGGCUCGGCGGGGUCACGAGCAGCGGAUCAGAGCUCUGCUGGAGCAGGGGAAAUGUCCAGAGGAAGGAUGGAGUGAGAGCACAAUAGAGCUCUUUCUGAAUGAACUUGCAGUCCUGGACAGUAACAACUUCUUAGGAAACUGUGGUGUGGGGGAGAGAGAGGGGAGAGUAGCGUCCAGCCUGGUAGCCAGACGUCAUUACAGACUAAUCCACGGCAUCGGCCGCUCUGGUGAUAUCGCUGCAGUUCAGCCGAAAGCUGCUGGCUCCAGUCUCCUCAACAAGAUUACCAAUUCAGUAGUGCUGGAUGUUCUUAAAUGUGCAGGUGUCAGAAGUGUAUCUUCAUGCUUUGUGGUCCCCAUGGCGACUGGAAUGAGCUUGACGCUGUGUUUCCUCACCCUGAGACACAGGAGACCAGCAGCACGCUACAUUCUUUGGCCUCGCAUUGAUCAGAAGUCCUGCUUCAAAUCGAUGAUUACUGCUGGUUUUGAGCCAGUGGUUAUUGAGAACGUUAUAGAAGGAGAUGAACUGAGGACAGAUCUGGAGGCAGUUGAGAAGAAGAUUGAGGAACUUGGAGCUGAGAACAUCCUCUGUAUCCAUUCCACCACUUCCUGCUUUGCUCCUCGUGUUCCUGACAGAUUGGAGGAGCUGGCUGUUAUGUGUGCCAAAUAUAAUAUCCCUCACAUAGUCAACAACGCUUAUGGAGUACAAUCAUCUAAGUGCAUGCACCUCAUACAACAGGGCGCACGAGUGGGGAGAAUUGAUGCUUUUGUUCAAAGCUUGGACAAAAACUUCAUGGUUCCGGUUGGAGGUGCUAUCAUUGCUGGCUUUGAUGAUGAAUUCAUUAAGGAGAUCAGUAAAAUGUACCCUGGUCGCGCAUCAGCCUCCCCAUCUCUGGACGUGCUCAUCACUCUGCUCACCCUGGGGGCCAGCGGCUAUAAGAAACUCCUCUCUGAGAGAAAGGAGCUGUACACCCACCUGGCUCAGGAACUAAAGGCACUGGCUGAAAGGCAUGGAGAGAGACUGCUACAUACGCCACAUAACCCCAUAUCACUGGCUAUGUCUUUGGAUGGUCUUCAGUCAAGCUGUGAUAAAGCAGUUACCCAGCUGGGCUCCAUGCUGUUCACCAGACAGGUGUCUGGAGCCAGGGUUAUCCCUCUAGGGAUGAAGCAAACUGUGAGUGGGCACACAUUCCAUGGUUUCAUGUCACAUUCGGAUGCUUACCCAUGUCCAUACCUUAAUGCUGCUUCUGCCAUUGGCAUCACCAAAAAUGAUGUGGAGCUGUCCAUCAAAAGGCUGGACAAGUGCCUCAAAGCCCUUAAGAAAGAGGGAAACAUUGAGAAAAGUGAGCUGGGGACACCAUCUGAAGGAUCAGAUGAACAAACGGUGCCCUGAAUCAAAUCCUAGCUUAAAAAGAUGUUCUGCGCAUUUAUCUUGGGAUCUGAGUGGAAUAAAAGACUCAGUAAACAAUUCUACUAUGAUCUGGAAUUGAGCAGUAGCUUUAGAGGGAAUGCUGAAUUUUUAGUUGAGGAUUGUUGGUCGUACUGUCAAGCCAAAGAGUGGAGUCUAGGUAGAGUAUGUGACUGAAGCUGCCUUAACUGGAAAAAAGGUUACAACUUUUUAACCUGCUUGACUUCAAAUUUUGAGUUCAUUGUACUUCAGAUAAUAAGUUGAGGCAUGUAAAACACAAAUGAUUCUGAACACAAAUGAAAGUCCAGGGAACUUGAUGUUUUAAGUUAACCAGAUUUACUUUUUUUUUCUUUUUUUUUUUUUUAAACAAUAAAAAGUUGGACAUUUUUUGUGAA
Molecule: messenger RNA, 2266 nt
Organism: Pygocentrus nattereri (red-bellied piranha)
Lineage: Eukaryota; Metazoa; Chordata; Actinopteri; Characiformes; Serrasalmidae
Product: O-phosphoseryl-tRNA(Sec) selenium transferase
Exons: 11
Coding region: 399-1856 (485 amino acids)
Biological process (GO): selenocysteine incorporation; conversion of seryl-tRNAsec to selenocys-tRNAsec
Molecular function (GO): tRNA binding; O-phosphoseryl-tRNA(Sec) selenium transferase activity
Source: RefSeq, a predicted model, not a curated record